AUGUUCUUCGAGCUAUUGUCUGUAGGGCAGAUUAAGUUGGCUGCUGGGUUGCAGAAAACAAGGCUUGGUUGGAUCGUUACAGGAGGUGGAUCUUCUACUCUCAAGGCAACUGCAUUACACGGCCAAGCUGUGCACCGUGAAUUGGUUGCUAUUGAAGUUCAUAUGGAUGAAUUAGUCCGUCGCUUUUGGGAAGUUGAGAGCUGUGGUGAAGGCGUGGUCACAGCCACCAAAGAAGAACUGGAGUGCGAAGCUCAUUUCAAGACCAACUUUCGUCGUUUAGACUCUGGUGAAUAUUCCGUACGAUUACCUGCGAAGAACACUCUAGAAUUACUGGGUGAAUCGUACAAUCAAGCUUAUCGUCGAUUUCUCAAUUUGGAGAGCAAGCUAGAGCGCAAGCCAGAAGUCAAGGUCCAAUAUUCGGCAUUCUUUCGUGAAUAUUUGCAUUUGAAGCACAUGUCGGUCGUGCCCAGAAACUUCUUGAGUCUUUGCAAAUAUUUUCUGCCCCACCACUGCAUUUUCAAAGAAGACAGCACCACGACUAAAUUGCGAGUCGUUUUUGAUGGGUCUGCCAAAACGUCAAGUGGAUAUUCGCUGAAGCGAAUUCAACAGAAGCUGUUCAACACGCUGUAA
Drosophila rhopaloa is the source of this 630-nucleotide messenger RNA. RefSeq lists its product as uncharacterized. Lineage: Eukaryota; Metazoa; Arthropoda; Insecta; Diptera; Drosophilidae. The coding region runs from base 1 to 630 and encodes 209 amino acids. The transcript has a single exon. The record is from RefSeq and is a predicted model, not a curated record.